This is a messenger RNA of Lineus longissimus, 4520 nucleotides long. RefSeq lists its product as uncharacterized. NCBI's taxonomy places the organism in Eukaryota, Metazoa, Nemertea, Pilidiophora, Heteronemertea, Lineidae. The record is from RefSeq and is a predicted model, not a curated record. The transcript is spliced from 8 exons. Bases 115 to 1137 code for a protein of 340 amino acids.
UUCGUUUAAAGACUUUCAUAAGGAUACACUAAAAAUAUGGAGAACGGCGUCGCACUAUUUUGGUGACGCUACUGGUAACUACACAAACCGGACUUUCGUAAUAAAUUACACAAUAUGGAGAACGGAGUCAUACUACCUUUGGCGAUGCUACUGCUUAUUACAGAGACCGCAUUGACCGGUGCUUAUUACCAGAAUGAUGUCACAGUGCAGCCAGGACCAGUCGAAGUGAAGCAAGGACAGAACGUCACGCUGUGGUGUAAACUGAAAUACGACCGUGAUAAAAUAGUGCCAGUAAACUGGCAAACCCCGCCAAAAUUCAAAACAAGAACCGACGAUUGUUCUUCUUUUGCAAAGGAUAAAUAUGUCAUGUCAUGUUCAGUCACUGAGGACCCUUUUAGGUAUUAUAAUAUGACAAUAAUGGAUGUCCAAUGGGCCGAUAAUGGGGAAUAUCGGUGUCUGUAUACCGAACAUAUGGACAUUGUGGAUUUACAAGUUUUGGUUCCGGUAACAGAUGUGACACAAGAAAAAGUCGUCAAAAGCUCUGCUGCACAGCCCCAGCGCUUGCAGAAUCACUUCACCUGCACAACAAACUGUGCACUUCCAGCACCCAAGAUUUCAUGGCUUGUAAAUGGCCAACCCUUUAAUGGCAAAACAACGGUCAGUGGGUUUGGCUGCUCAGGGGCCAAGAAGGGCCAGAAACAGACUACGAGCACAGUGUUAGUAAUGAGCACAGACAUGGAUAAGGAGAGGAAAGAAUAUAACAUUACGUGUACAGCAGAAAACGUUGUUGGAGAGCCAAAUGUUUCAAAGGCAAUAUCUGUCAAUAAUGAUGUAUCCCAGCCAGUAACUCCCAGUCCACCUCAGUCCAUUACGGCUAAAGCUUUUUGGCCAAUAGUGGCAACGGCACUAUUUCUAUUGCUUGUCACAGCAAUCAGUAUCUUCAUUGCCGUGCGCGAAAGACAUCGUCGACAGGUUUUUAAAGGUAGGAAUUCUUCAGAAAGUGCGAAUACAUCACCCGACAAAAUGCAACCUUUGAUUGCGACGCCUUCAAAUAAAGAAAAGUUUCGGCCGAUUGAUCCAAUGUCAAGAGAAUUACAGUCCAUGACUUCGAAAGAUUCCGCUUUGUCCGGGAUGUAGGCACCCUGGCGAAACCGCACCGCAAGAAUAAAGAAGAUGCAGUUUACCAUUUUUAAUAUUUACAAGCGUAAAGAAUGUAUGUUCCGAUCACUCUCAGCACCAAUAACUACUCGCUAACCGUAUCCUUCAGGUACCUACACUCCAUGAUCAACCAUAUUGGCAGUGUACACAAUAUCACCAAUCUUGAAUCUUGUCAGCUGCUGUAUUACUCCUGAUAUCACGAUAAUCUUUCAUCUUCUCCGUGAUACAUAUCAUAGCAGUCUUUCAGCACUUCAUCUUACGUUUUCUCCAAUGUCUCUUGGUUAUGUAGCGUAUAUCUUCUUUUUCUUCUGAAAACUAGAGCACUUUUGAUCAAUGUAGUGUGGUGUAUUCAUGUUAUCAAGUGGGAGUUAUGGUGACUUUCCAGUGUGUCAUGUAUAUAUUGUAUUCAUACACGUAUAUUUGUUUGUUUAUUGUUAAUUGUAUCAUACAUUGGAAUACAAAGGCACAGACGGCUUCAAACAAUUAUUUCUGUUUUAAUUUUGGUAAACUUGAUAUGUAUCUAGACAUUCCAUUAUUGAGAAGCCGGCCAAUAGACCGAUGUAACUCUGACAAAUGUAAUGAAUAGAAUAACAGUAUUUUUAGUGCCAAUAUCAAAAAGUGAUCAAUAGCAUAAUAUAAAACCCUUUUGGUAUACUAUAGUCCACUACAUGUAGCAACCAAAGAGGAAAUCGUUCAUCUGUCUUCUGUGAUACACAUAAUUGUUUCUUCUGUGAUACAUAUCAUAGCGUUUAUUUUCUGCACUUGGUGAUUUCUAACUUCACUCUCAUCGGAUAUGGUAGUCAACUUGUUUGAAAGAGAAACAAGACCACGUUUGACCAAUGAAGUUGGUGAAGUUAUUUUAAUAAAUGGAAGCAGAGUCUUUCAAAAGACUCUGGUGGCAGUUAUCACUGUGAUUUGCAUCUUUUCCCCAUAUAUUGUAUUCAUACACGCACUAUGUACAUGUAUACAUGUAUGUAAAAUAUAUAAUUUUGUAUUAUUCAUUUUGUAUAUUUCCCAUUGUAAUAUGCCAGUAGCUGAAUUAUAGGAAGGUGUUCUAGGCCUUAUAUGGCCCUAUUUUCAUAAACGAAGGUCGCUGGGGAGGAGUUUGUGUUUUUGAUUAUCCCCCACCCCCGGGAGUUUGGUGAGUUUUGGACAUAUUAGUACCAUAUGACAAGUUAUUACGUCGCUUUUCAGGGAAAUAUAAAGUCAACCCUUGACAACUCUGUAGUAAUGUAUUACCCAGCACUUGAUGAUGCAUGUACUUCCCCAUUAUAGUUUCAUUAUAGUUUCAUAUUGUUUCAACAACUAUGUUAAAACAAAUGUGGCGUUAAACGACACUUUGGUUGGCUGACCAGACAUUUCUGCACGUUUCUGAACGGACGUCAUCUGUCAUAAUAAUCUAAUUUGUGUAAAUAUGCAAUCCAUUUUGCUUCUUAGCGUGAAUUAUGAUGCAUUUUCAAUUGAACUUGUAUUUAUAUUGUGAGCAUUUUUAUUGUCGAGACCAGUACAGUUCUGCAACUGAUUGAUUAAAAUAUCUGAAAAAUUAUACUUAUUUGCCAAUAAAAACCUAUCAGGUGGAAAUGCAAGAAAACAAACGCCUUUGCUGGUCUUUAGUUCGUAAUUAGGCAAGCUACACUUGGUGUUGAAAUUCCACUCACUUCGUAACCAUCAUUCAAAAAGGCUCUGUUUUCGCUCUUUUCGACAUAGUCGUACAUGUCUAAUCAGUGCCCUUAAAUAAAGUAAACUGUAAUGUUGUGACCUUAAGUGUUGAUGUGGAAAUGCACAGAGGGGGUUGGAUUUUGUGGGCAAAUGUAAUACUAAAAAUUCGUAUCAACCGAGGAGUGAUUCAACUCAAAAUUUUGCUAACACGUCCUAUAUCGACAAACUCAUUUGUGGUAUUAUGUGUCAUGCUGUAAUAAUAUUUCUUAGCCAGUUCUAUGCAUUUUAAUAUUUGUAAAUUAUACCCUAAAAGCGCCUGAUCUCAAGAUGAACACUUUAAAUCGGAAUAUCCAAUUCCUCCCCACAUGUGCACGGUUAUCAGAUUGUAAAGCCCGUUACACGAGGGACUUCUCACCAACUUAGUUGGAAUUUUAAUUCAUAACAGGAAUCCAGACCAGGUAACUGAUAUUUUGCCUGAUUAGUUGUAGUUGCUGGCUGCACUACCGACUUGUUCUAUUUCUCGACGACAUCUUUGUGUAUAUAAGGAUUUUUUUGUUGAAAUAAGGAGUGUGGGGAGAAAUUUCCCCGUGUGAUUCAGUCAACAACAUAGUUGGGCCAUAGUUUGACUCUUUAUCUUUAUAGGCGCCAUAGCCGCCAAGGCUGUACCUUCUCAUAAUCCACGAUUCUGCCCAAAACCUCCUAUUAUCCCAUCGAUUUCUCCUUUUCCUCUUUUCACUGAUACUUUUUACAAUAAUAAUAGAUAAAAUCUUCUUUUUCUUCCUCUCAUUGUACACAACAAAAUCAUUGGCAGCCAUGUUUCUAGAUCUAAGAUUCCCCCGCCAGAAAUAAUAGAUAUCUGCACUCAGCCUUGACCAAGGUUUUGGCCUAAAUAUAGUGCAGGACCUUAAUAUUGCUGGGAUUAUGUCUUUCGUGUGAGUGGGUGAACGACUCUCAACUUCCAGUCACCUGUGCAUCUGUUCUUAAUUUUAAAGCCAACUAAGUUGGAGAGAAAUCCCUCGUGUGUAGCGGGCUUAAGACAACGAAGUUAAUUAUUAAAGCGAGGGAAAGUUUGAUGGGAGUCAUGGAUGGGGUGGAUCUAUCUUGGAGAUAAAAGCGGUAUAGUUGAAUUUUCGGGAGAUUAUUUAGGUCCUUUACGUGCUUAUGAUUAGAUAUUUGGGUAUGACAUGGUUUUUAGUACCUAUAUAGUUGCAUGACAUUUGGAAUAUAUCAGUAUCAUUUUUGAUUUACAUAAACUCUACCGCUAGCCCCUUUGUUGUAAUGCGGCGAUUGCUUCAUCUCAUACUUGACCAACCUUAUUACCAUGAUAUUUAUAUUGGAAUAAAUUAGUCCGUGGGAUGGGCUGGAGCAAUGAGAAUGCCAAGUCGUGCUAGCAUGACUUACCAUGGGAGGAAGCCCGAUCCUCAAAUAAAGUCACCUAGAGACUAAGCAUGAGAUGUAUCUUAUUCCUCCCCUUGAAAAUCCCUCUUUUUUGCUUGUAGCCUUUUUACGCUUUUUCGCGAGUGCGCUUUGCGAAAGGUUGUUUAUGCAGUAAUUAUGAAAGGGUCAACUUAACAACGUUGUCUGGUGUUUUGGGCGGAGUUAUGAUGCUGUAGAUAUGCGUGAUGUAAAUAAUUACUGUUAACAACUUGGUUCUACAUCAUUGUUUGAGCUCAGUGUUUAGUAAUAAACUUAUUAAUAUAUGA